UGUUUAUUCUUGUUAAACUCUGCACCACCAACUAGUCACGUCUCCAACGUGUUCAGGGGGGGAAAUGAUGACCAACAUGUUGUGCAUGCAGGAUCUGUAGAUGGGAUCGUCUGGCUGACUGGCUGACGGUGGAGAGGGAGUAAACUCCACCCAGCUCAGCAGAUAGGAUCUCGGGCAGGCGGAGCAGCUUGCGCCGACAGGGCUCAGGCUGGUUGGUCGGGACGCCUGACACAAAGUCCCGCAGAAAAACUUCAGAGAGAGAGAGAGAGGGGGCAAAGUCCAACCUGAGAGAGAGAGAGACAUGUCAUUUUAAAAAAGAAAUGCUCCAAAGAUGGCGGUGGUAACAGCGACGGGAGUCCCAGGUGCCUGCGGAGUGCCAAAAAGUGGCUUUGUGGAGGUUUUGGUGAAGGAGCGGUGGCACAAAGUUUUGGUCAACUUGAACGAGGAAGCGCUCACGUUAAGCUGCGAGGAGAGUAAUGGUAACGACGACGUGAACUCCAACGGCGUUAGCAACGGAUGUUACCUUGACAACAUCAACACCAACUCCAACAACGGUCCCCAGCAGGCUGUGCGCACCGCGUUCACCGACCUACCGGAGAGAGUACCGGAGGCGAUCGCCAACAGAAAGCGGUGCGUAAAGGUGUCCAAGCAGGAGGUGGGAGGACUGGGGAUCAGCAUUAAAGGAGGGAAGGAGAAUAAGAUGCCCAUCCUCAUCAGUAAGAUCUUCAAGGGGCUCGCUGCGGACCAGACUCAGGCUCUGUACGUCGGGGACGCCAUCCUGUCCGUUAACGGAGGGAACCUGAGGGACGCGACCCACGACGAGGCGGUGCAGGCGCUCAAACGGGCCGGCAAAGAGGUGACACUGGAAGUGAAGUACAUGCGCGAGGCCACGCCGUACGUCAAAAAGGGCUCCCCUGUGUCAGAGAUCGGCUGGGAAACCCCUCCUCCUGAGUCUCCUCGUCUCGGCAGCCCUACCAUCUCCUCCUCCUCUUCCUCAUCGGAGCCUCCGAGCUCUCCUACCCAGCCCUCCCUGUCCCUGCAGGGCGACAGGAGGUGCAUACCUCUCAAGAUGUGUUGCGUAACCCGAGCCAUGACCACACCUGACCCCGAGAACAGACAACUGGAGCUGCACUCCCCUGACGCCAGGCACACCGUGGUGCUGCGGUGCCCAGACCAACCGUCGACCCUGUCCUGGUUCUCUGCCAUGCACUCUGUCACAUCCACACUGGCACAGCGGGCGCUUGCAGAAGUGAUCCAGAACACAGCCAGGACGGGGGUAGCUGGCAGCAAAGAGAUACGACACCUGGGAUGGCUGGCAGGGAAGACCGAGAGCGAAAAGCAGUGCUGGAAGCCGGUGCUGGUGGUGGUGACAGAGAAAGACCUGCUGCUGUAUGAGAGUCUACCACGAGGCAAAGAGGCCUGGCAGAGCCCUGCACACACUUAUCCACUUUUAGCAACACGUCUGGUCCACUCUGGCCCUGACCGGGGAUCGCCGCACUCUGGCACGGAGCUGUUCUUUGCCACUCGGACCGGCACGCGACUCGGCAUCGAGACUCACCUGUUCCGGGCCGAGACCACCAAGGAUCUGUCCCUGUGGACCAGACACAUAGUCAACGGAUGUCACGCCUCAGCCGAGAUGAUCAAAGAAGUCACGACGAGUUGUCUAUACCAGAGCCAGGAGUGCCGGCUGGUGAUUCACUACGAACAGGGCUUCUCUGUGCUGGCUGACCCCAAACUGGGAGACGGGGAAAAUGGGGAGGAGAGAGGGGCUCACACGCCCACCAGGACCCGGGUGCUCCUCUCCUACCCCUACGAAAAACUAAAGAUGUCUUCAGAUGAUGGAGUUCGCAUGCUCUUCCUUGACUUUGGAGGGAAGGAGGGGGAGAUUGGGGUUUCAGGAGGCCUUCUGGGAAAUGAAGCCAAACACAAAGUGGAGACAGGCAGAGGAAAAGUGGUAUGGCAGAAAGUAAAUUACAGUACUUCAUCAUGAAAUAACGAACUUCACACCUAGGUCUUAACAGCAACUGGACCUCCACUCGUGUCCGAAGCCGAUCGUCUUCAUCCUCCACUCCUUCCUCUCUGCUAAGAUCGCCCGGCUGGGUCUGAUGGCCUGACCUCUCUAAAUGGGACGCUUCAUCUCCUUUGAAAACAGAAAUCCACCUUGUUUUUCCACCUCUCUGCAGCCCGCAUGCAGCAGUACACCACGUCAAACUCCUUCAGUCGGGGACCCAAGCUGAGUGAAUGUAGCCUCUAUGUGGAAAUUGACCUUUUUUGGAGUCUCCAACUCCAAGUUAAUGAAACACUGGAGAAACCAAUUCAGGUUGGUUUUGCUUUGAAUGAAAUGGACUGAUGUUUUUAGGGGGAUAAACCCUCCAUUUAAGGGCUGCAUGGACUGAAGUGUUGACUGAAGAACCACAGAAGAAAACAUGGACAGGACUAGAAGCAGAGGGAUGAUAUAUACAGACAAGAGGGACACAGAUUGGGCAUUACUGUCACGUCCAGGAUUUGAAGGACUGGACACGUGCGGCACGGUUGAGAUGGAUUCACUUUUAAUUCAAUCAAAAUGUAAUAGCAAACUGCCUUCCAUUUACCAAUCAUAUAAUUUAUUCACCAUUAGCUCUGAAGGGACAUUCUGAAUUUCACUCGGGUCAUUUUUCUUCACCAAACACUUGACACACUGUGGAACAACUUUAUGCAUCCGUCUUUGUUAGCGUCACCCUGAAUUGUCUUGUUAGCGGUGUCAGCAUUCAUCAUUGAAACCGACGGGUACAAUCAUCCGCACAGUUUCCCACAAUGUGACAGCUGACUCAAUCCAAUUCAAAAUAUCACAGUAUUCUUUUAACAGGUUGCAUACUGUGACCAUCCGGUGGUCAAAGUAUUUCAGUGUUUGACUGAUUUGACAGUGAUUUGAAGUCAGUUCUAA
This is a messenger RNA of Sebastes umbrosus (honeycomb rockfish), 2923 nucleotides long. It is a transcript of the gene sntb1, whose product is annotated as syntrophin, basic 1. Gene Ontology annotation, cellular component: dystrophin-associated glycoprotein complex; synapse; intracellular anatomical structure. Gene Ontology annotation, molecular function: structural molecule activity; protein binding. The transcript is spliced from 9 exons. Lineage: Eukaryota; Metazoa; Chordata; Actinopteri; Perciformes; Sebastidae. The record is from RefSeq and is a predicted model, not a curated record. The coding region runs from base 332 to 1990 and encodes 552 amino acids.